Molecule: messenger RNA, 954 nt
Organism: Coccomyxa subellipsoidea C-169
Lineage: Eukaryota; Viridiplantae; Chlorophyta; Trebouxiophyceae; Coccomyxaceae
Exons: 6
Coding region: 1-954 (317 amino acids)
Source: RefSeq, a predicted model, not a curated record
AUGAAUUUACGCAAACGCGGAAUUAGACUUGCGAUCGUGGCAGCUCUGUCCAUCCUGGCAGUGGCGACACAGGGUCGCGCAGAACAGCCACUCACAGCGCAGUACGAGAAACUGAGGGCCAAUGAGAAACAGGCAGAGCUGUGGGCGCGCAUCAGCGAGGUCCCCUACCCAGAAAGCGGGCUGCCCACCAAGGAUCCCGGGCUGCCCGAAAUUUUGAAACUGUUCCUGGCCACCUACUUGUGGCCUGCCCUGCUGCACACCUCCGACGAGCUUCCAGAAGGGCGCACCAAGUUCACCGGCCUCUUUGCGAGCGGCGGAGUGGGAUUUCUGCGCAUCUCCUACGCGCGAUACAAUACCCCGGGAAACUUCGUGCCGGGUACCGUGCUCAAGAUAUUGAUCGACGGCCGCCCCUCAAUCAACAUUCAUGGCAUGCCGGGCCUGGACGGCCAGGGGGAUGAUAAAAACGUGUUCGAUCGGAGCUCGUCAAACAUCCUGCAGCCGCCCAAGAACCCCAUCUUGAAGGUGCUCAUGGCCGCAUUUAACAUCGGCGUGAAGACCCUGGCAUCCAACCCCGCGGACAGGCCGGAAGACACUCUGCACAUUCCCCUGCUGGAGGCGGCUCAGGAGAAGUCUGAUGGGACAGUUGUGCCUGAGGAGAAUGUCGAUGAGCCCUACGAGAUGGUGCUGCAGCCCACCAGGGAGGCGCAGGUGGCAUAUGCUAAGAACCUGGACAAGGACAUGCGCGCAGCCUUGGCAGAGAUUCCCGCAGGCAUAACGCUGUACGAUGUGUACGUGAGAAAGACCCUUGAAGACCCCUUGGAGUGCAUCGGCUCCCUUGAGACUCAGGGGCCAUUUGUGGCUUCCUCCUACGGCGACGAGAAGCUUUUCUUCCAGCACAUGCGCCACCGCCACGUCAGCAGCCAUGUCAGCGUCAGCAUGGCAGCUGCGCAGUGA